Messenger RNA from Psammomys obesus (fat sand rat), 2634 nucleotides. It is a transcript of the gene Fntb, whose product is annotated as farnesyltransferase, CAAX box, beta. Gene Ontology annotation, cellular component: protein farnesyltransferase complex. Gene Ontology annotation, molecular function: protein farnesyltransferase activity. The record is from RefSeq and is a predicted model, not a curated record. The transcript is spliced from 12 exons. The coding region runs from base 77 to 1390 and encodes 437 amino acids. NCBI's taxonomy places the organism in Eukaryota, Metazoa, Chordata, Mammalia, Rodentia, Muridae. Gene Ontology annotation, biological process: protein farnesylation.
UAGCCCGCUCGAGUUUCAAUGCGCGUUGUUGCUGUACGAAGCUGAGUCCUAUACAGCGCCCGCAGUUCUCCCGAUCAUGGCUUCUUCGAGUUCCUUCACCUACUAUUGUCCUCCAUCUUCCUCCCCUGUCUGGUCAGAACCUCUGUACAGUCUGAGACCUGAGCACGCGCGGGAACGGUUGCAAGACGACUCAGUGGAAACAGUCACGUCCAUUGAACAGGCCAAAGUAGAAGAGAAGAUCCAGGAAGUGUUCAGUUCUUACAAGUUUAACCACCUUGUACCAAGGCUCAUUUUGCAGAGGGAGAAGCACUUCCAUUAUCUGAAAAGAGGCCUUCGACAGCUGACAGAUGCCUAUGAGUGUCUGGACGCCAGCCGCCCCUGGCUCUGCUACUGGAUCCUGCACAGCCUGGAACUCCUCGAUGAACCCAUCCCCCAAGUAGUGGCCACAGAUGUAUGUCAGUUCCUGGAGCUGUGUCAAAGCCCAGAAGGUGGCUUUGGAGGAGGCCCUGGUCAGUACCCACACCUCGCACCCACAUACGCAGCUGUCAACGCGCUGUGCAUCAUUGGCACCGAGGAAGCCUACAACGUCAUUAACAGAGAGAAGCUCCUUCAGUAUUUGUACUCCCUAAAGCAACCCGAUGGCUCUUUCCUCAUGCACGUCGGAGGUGAGGUGGACGUGAGGAGUGCGUACUGUGCCGCCUCGGUAGCCUCUCUCACCAACAUCAUCACUCCAGACCUCUUUGAAGGCACUGCCGAAUGGAUAGCAAGGUGCCAGAACUGGGAAGGUGGCAUUGGCGGAGUGCCAGGGAUGGAAGCCCACGGCGGCUACACCUUCUGUGGCUUGGCUGCACUGGUGAUCCUCAAGAAGGAACGCUCUUUGAACCUGAAGAGCUUGCUACAAUGGGUGACCAGCCGGCAGAUGCGAUUUGAAGGAGGAUUUCAGGGCCGCUGCAACAAGCUGGUGGAUGGCUGCUACUCCUUCUGGCAGGCAGGCCUCCUGCCCCUGCUACACCGAGCGCUGCACGCCCAAGGUGACCCUGCCCUCAGCAUGAGUCACUGGAUGUUCCAUCAGCAGGCCCUGCAGGAGUACAUCUUGAUGUGCUGCCAGUGCCCAGCCGGGGGUCUGCUGGACAAACCUGGCAAGUCCCGUGACUUCUACCACACCUGCUACUGCCUGAGUGGCUUAUCCAUCGCCCAGCAUUUCGGAAGCGGAGCCAUGCUGCACGAUGUGGUCAUGGGCGUGCCCGAAAAUGCCCUGCAGCCCACUCACCCCGUGUACAACAUUGGACCCGACAAGGUGAUCCAGGCCACCACACACUUUCUGCAGAAGCCAGUCCCGGGCUUUGAGGAAUACGAAGAUGAGGUGACUGCGGAUCCUGCCACCGACUAGAGGACCCCAUGGCUCACCCAGCUCCCCUGUCAGACAAGGUUUUUCCGUUUGGGUAGCACGCUCUGUACUACAUGAGCCUUGGCCACUGUGGAGUUGUGGUUUCUUUGUCCUUUCCUGUUAAACAAAACAAAGCCAUCAGCUCUCGGUUUGGAAUACACAGUGGUGUGAUUUUUAAAAUUAUUUUCAUACCUAUCAAACCAAAACUCUGGGAGCCCAUGUAGUGGGGUUGGAGAGCAGUGCAUGCUGGGAAGCAGCAGCCUCUCCAGGCAGCCAGCAGCCUGGCCUUCCACGCUGACAUAGAGGCUUGUCUGAGGAUCUCAGCACCCAGCCACUGCUGUAACUCCCUCGUACAUACCACCAUUCAGCUGCCAGACAGGCACCGUCUCUGCUGUAAAUGUCAGCUCUGUGCCAGGGUGGCACUGUGGGUCCUACCAACCUGAGCUCCCUGGAAAAGGCACUGGGCAUGCUUCUGUUUGUCUCCCUCCCUCCAGUCGCCUGCAAAGGACGGGCUGGCAACGCAGAAGGGUCUUAGGUUGCACCCUCCCCGAAACCUAGGAGAACUGAGCCACACAUCUCUCCAAGGCCGUGUCUGGUGCCAGCCAGGCUUGUUUCGUCAUAGGUAUGAUGACCAGACCCAGGUAACCAAUUAUGAGUGGAAAUCCAACCUCUAGGUCAACUGUGUGCCAGAGGAAGCAGCUUCCCCAGCCCCCGCCUCUCCGCAUCAUGUACCAGGAGAGGCCCUCCUCCAGCAGCGUGCAGCCCAGGCUCCUUCUAGUCCUUCUCUCCCUGUCCACCCACCCCAAGACGGGGUUGUCUUUUCUCAUCUAGAGUAUUAACACUACUAAGGCUUUCACCUUAACUGACAACUCAGGAUUUGUUCCUGCCCUCUUCCACUCCUAGCUCACGGAAACAAAAUCAAGUGCCAGGCAAGCUGGCUGCUGCGGGGACAGUAGCCGUGGGUGGUAGGGCAGGCGCUGCUGGUGUGCCGAGUCCUUGAGCGGCCUCUGCGCUGGCCCUCUCACAGUCGGUAGGGUGCUGAGUUUGGUCAUUGCGUCCACUGCUACAGUCACAGCAAACUUAUGUCACUGUCCCGGCCUUCAUGUGAACAGGCAGACGGGAGCUUGGAGACGCAGCUUGAGGCUUUUCCCCAAACCACCGGCCAUGUGCUGCCUCUAAUCCCUAUUGCUUUGCUGUCCUGGCCUAUGUAUUACCUCCUUGAAAUAAUAAAAGAGUAACAUUUUCUA